Brienomyrus brachyistius is the source of this 4303-nucleotide messenger RNA. RefSeq names its product RAD50 homolog, double strand break repair protein (gene rad50). NCBI's taxonomy places the organism in Eukaryota, Metazoa, Chordata, Actinopteri, Osteoglossiformes, Mormyridae. Gene Ontology annotation, cellular component: condensed nuclear chromosome; nucleus; Mre11 complex. Gene Ontology annotation, biological process: chromosome organization involved in meiotic cell cycle; double-strand break repair; telomere maintenance via telomerase. The record is from RefSeq and is a predicted model, not a curated record. Gene Ontology annotation, molecular function: ATP hydrolysis activity; G-quadruplex DNA binding; double-stranded telomeric DNA binding. The transcript is spliced from 26 exons. Bases 150 to 4091 code for a protein of 1313 amino acids.
CUCGAGCUGCUUUUUUUUCGCGCGUGGCCGUGGGCUUUCUGGAAACGGAUGUGACGUCACCGAUAUGCGGAAGCGCUGAAGCGCGAGCCAGUCUGCAACCUUACGUGCCCAGUGAAAUCCGCAGAAAGAAAUAGCCAAACAGUCCCAAGAUGUCUAAAAUUGAGAAGAUGAGCAUCCUGGGUGUAAGGAGUUUUGGAGUGGAGGAUAAGGACAAACAAGUAAUAUCAUUCUUUACCCCUCUGACUGUGCUGGUGGGACCCAACGGUGCCGGCAAAACGACCAUCAUUGAGUGUUUGAAAUACAUAACGUCGGGAGAUUUCCCCCCCGGCAGCAAAGGAAAUACUUUUGUCCAUGAUCCAAAGGAUGCUCAUGAAACGGACGUACGGGCCCAGAUCCGCCUGCAGUUACGGGAUGUCAACGGCGAGCCACUGGCCGUGCAGAGGUCCAUGCAGUGCACCCAGAAGGGCAAGAAGACGGAGUUCAAAACACUGGAAGGUGUCAUAACGAGGUUCAAGCACGGGGAGAAGGUCAGUCUCAGUUCAAAGUGCGCCGAAAUCGACCGCGAGAUGAUCACGGCGCUGGGGGUUUCCAAAGCCGUCCUUAACAACGUUAUCUUCUGCCAUCAAGAGGAGUCCAACUGGCCACUGAGUGAGGGGAAAGCCCUCAAGCAGAAAUUCGAUGAGAUAUUUUCCGCCACAAGGUACAUUAAAGUGUUGGAGACCCUACGGCAGCUGCGGCUGAAACAGGCCACCAGCGUCAAGUCCUGCCAGGUCGAGCUGAAGUACCUGAAGCAGAACAAGGAGAAAGCCCAGGAGAUAAGGGACGCGCUCACCAGCAAGGAGUCGCAGCUGGCUGCCUCCAAGGAGAGCGUGCGCCGUAUCGAGAGCCAGAUCGAGCCUCUGGAGAAUCGGCUGAUGGACAUCGAUACUAAUCUGGGCAAAGUGAUGAAGCUGGACAAUGACAUCAAGGCCCUGGAGAGCCGAAAGAAGCAGAUGGAGGAGGACAAUCGAGAGCUGGAGGAGAAGAUGGAGCAGGUUUUUCAGGGGUCCGAUGAGCAGCUGCAGGAAAUGUACCAGAACCACCAGAAGACUGUGCGGGAGAAGGAGAAGCAGCUUGCGGAGCGUCAGCGUGAGGUGGAGCGGGUCGGCCGGGAAUGCCAGCAGCUGAACCGUCAGAAGUCCGAGCUCCUGGUAGAGCAAGGGCGUCUGCAGCUGCAGGCGGACCGCCAGGCCCAGAGCGUGAAGAGCCGCGACUCCCAGGUGAAAGCGCUGGCGUCCAGCCUGGAGAUGGACGGCUACGACCGAAGCCCUUUCAGCGAAAGGCAGCUGCAGAGCUUCCACCGGCAAGUGAAGGAGAGACAGGACAAGGAGAGCGAGGCGAUCGAGCAAGACAUGCGGGAAUUUCAAGAGAAGGAGGCAUCGAAACAAAACAGCAUUGACGAGAUCCGGGACAAGAAGACCGGAUUGGAGCGUACCAUCGAGCUGAAGACCGACAUGCUGAACAAGAAGCAGCAGGAACUGAGGAACGUCAAGGAGGACCUUCGCAAGCUCGAGGGCUCUUCGUCACGCCUGCAGGAGCUGGAGCAGGAGCUGGCCAAAGCGGAGCGAGAACUGGAGAACGCCACGCGGGGCUCGAGCGUGGACGCACUGAAGGAGGAGGUGCUGGCCCUCCAGGAGGAGAAGGGGGAGCUGGACAAAGCCCAGCGCAAGCUGGACCAGGAGAUGGAGAUGCUGAACACUCACACCGCGACUCGCACGCAGAUGGAGAUGCUCAAGAAGGACAAGAUGGAUAAAGAAGAACAGGUGAGGAAAAUUAAGUCCCGGCACAAUGAUGACUUGGUCUCCUUGUUGGGGUAUUUUCCUAACAAAAGACAACUGGAGGAUUGGAUCCACGCCAAGAACAAAGACAUUCGCUCCACGCGGGAAAAGCUCAUCAAGCUGAACAAAGACCUGGCCUCCGGCGAGCAGAACAAGACCCACAGCACGGCGCUGAUCAAGCAGAAGGAGCAGCAGCUGUCCAGCUACGAGGAGCGGCUCUUCAACGUGUGCGGCAGCCAGGACUUCGAGAGCGACCUCAGCAAGCUGCAAGAUGAGCUGGAGAAGAGCUCCAAGCAGAGAGCCAUGCUGGCAGGUGCCACGGCCGUUUACACGCAGUUCAUCAGCCAGCUGACGGAGGAGGAGGCGGAGCCCUGCUGCCCGGUGUGCCAGCGCACCUUCCCGUCGGAGGCCGAGCUGCAGGACGUCAUCGGCGACCUGCAGUCCAAGCUGCGGCUGGUGCCCGACAAGCUGAAGAACACGGAGCAGGACCUGCGGAGGAAGGAGAGGAAGCGCGACGACAUGAUGGCCCUCAAGCCCAUUCGGCAGUCCCUGUCCGAGCUGCAGGAGCGGGAGCUGCCGGAGCUCCGCAACAGACUGCAAGGCAUUAACCGCAGCAUCGAGAAGCUGAAGAACGACACGGAGGAGCAGGAAACCCUUCUGUGCACGCUGAUGACGGAAGAGGAGACGGCUAAAGCCUGCCUGCAGGACAUCGCGCUCAUGGACAGAUACCAGCUGGACCUGAAGGAGGUGGAGCGGAAGAUCGCCCAGCAUGCCGCCAAGCUCCUGGGCAUCGACCUCAGCCGCACCAUGCAGCAGGUUAACCAGGAGAAGCAGGAGACGCAGCACCGCCUGGACACCAUAUCUAGCAAAAUCGAGCUGAAGAGGAAACUGAUCCAGGACCAGCAAGACCAGAUCCAGGCCCUGAAGAGCAGUGUGAAUGAGACAAGGUCUGAAAUGCUGCUCAUCUCCAGCAACAUGCAGCAACAGCAGCAGCUGGAGAACCAGUGUGUGGAGUUCACCACGGAGAUCCAGACUCUCCACCGGGACAUCCGGGAUGCCAGAGAGCAGGUGCACCCCCUGGCAACUACUCUGGAGAAACUGCAGCAGGAGAAACAGGACCUGAUUGAGCGCAGGAAGAAGACGACGCAGGAGGGACAGGAGAAGAUAAAUGCCAUCAGAGAGAGAGUGAAGAACAUCACCCUUUACGAGAAGGAGAUUCAGAGCUACAUCAGAGAUGGGAAACAUGAGUACAAGGAGCAAAAAGAAGCUGAGCUGCAGGAGAUCACCACCCAGCUCCACGAGGCCGAGAAGCAACGUGAGAAGAUCAAUAAAGACAUCGGGAACAUCAGGCAGGACAUCGACACGCAGAAGGUCCAGGAACGCUGGCUCCAGGACAACCUAACGUUGAGGAAGCGCAUGGAGGAGCUGCUGGAGGUGUCCGAGAAACGCACGGCACUCAUGAAGGAAAUGGGACACAUGCAGGUUCUGCAGCUGCGAAAGGAGCGCAGGGAGGUGGAGCAGCGGCUGGAGGACCUGAAGAAGAACCGCAGCGUGGCGGUGGGGCGCCAGAAGGGCUUCGAGGAGGAGAUCCUGCACUUCCGCAAGGAGCUGCGUGAGGAUCAGUACGGGCAGGCCGAGGAACGCUUCCGGGACAAAAUGAUCGUCAUGCGUACCACGGAGCUGGCCAUCAAGGACCUGGACAUCUACUACAAGGCCCUCGACCAAACCAUAAUGAAGUUCCACAGCAUGAAGAUGGAGGAGAUCAAUAAAAUCAUCCGAGACCUCUGGCGCAGCACGUACCGCGGACAAGAUAUUGAGUACAUAGAGAUCCGCUCUGAUGUGGAUGAGAACGCCUCAGCCGCUGUAAAGAGGAGGACCUACAAUUACCGUGUGGUGAUGGUGAAGGGUGAUACCGCACUGGACAUGAGGGGGCGCUGUAGUGCCGGACAGAAGGUGCUGGCUUCCCUGAUCAUCCGCCUCGCCUUGGCAGAGACGUUCUGCCUAAACUGUGGCAUCCUGGCUCUAGAUGAGCCGACCACCAACCUCGACCGUGAAAACAUCGAGUCCCUCGCCCAUGCCCUUGUAGAGAUCAUCAAGAGCCGUUCCCGGCAGCGGAAUUUCCAGCUGCUCAUCAUCACCCACGACGAAGACUUCGUGGAGCUUCUCGGCCGCUCCAACUACGUGGAGCAUUUCUACAGGAUCAGGAAGAACAUCGACCAGUGCUCUGAGAUCUCACGGUGCAGCGUCUCUUCUUUGAGCUCCGACUUGCAUUGAGGAGCCUGUGCAGAGCCUGUUAAUGCCAAAGAGGAACGGGCACUAGGGCCCGGGCUAGCUGGAGAAAACGUGUUGGUUAUUAUCGGUGUUUGAAGUUAAGUCGACGUUUAAACGUACAAGACAUUUGUAGAAUCAGAUUUGCACAUCUGUGGUUUGUGGGUCAUGACACUUCCCAAUUAAACAUUUAGCAGGAAAUCUGUUAAUCUGAUAAA